UUUUUUCUUUUCUUUUUUUUUUUCAUCAUGAAUAAUAAUGAUGAAGAUUCAAAAUAUUUUACAUUAACGGGUGCCUUAAUGGCAGUUCUUUGUGUUUAUGUUCUUUUGGGACGAUUAAUAGGAAUGUAUGUAUUUGAUCGUACAGGAAGUACAGGUUUACGAAGAAGAUUGAUGGUGCAAGUAGUCGUGUUGGGUGAUAUUGGUCGUUCACCGCGAAUGCGUUAUCAUGCUACAUCAUUAGCAGAAUCAGGAUGUACAGUUGACUUGAUUGGUUAUACAGAAACCAAUCCUGGAGCAAGAGUUACUGUGAAUCGACACAUUCGUAUAAGACGUAUUCGACAAGCAUGGUCUAUUCCUGAAGGAUAUCCUAAAUUAUGUUAUUUAAUAUGGGCUCCCUUUAAGGCCAUCUUUUUAACUCUACAACUCUUUUGGGUAAUGGCUUGUAUUUCUCAAAAGCCUGAUUUUAUUAUUAUUCAGAAUCCACCUUCAAUACCUACAUUAAUCAUUGGCAAAUUGGUUGCCAUUUUACGUAAAUCAUGGUUUAUUAUUGAUUGGCAUAAUUUUGGUUACUCGAUUUUAGGUCUAAAAUUUGGUAUGGAACAUAAGAUAGUACGUUUAGCAAGAUGGUAUGAACAAAGAUACGGUAAAUCUGCCUUUGCCCAUUUAACUGUCACAGAUGCAAUGCAUCGAGAACUUGAAGAACACUGGCAAGUACAAGGAAAGAUCUUGACGGUGCGUGAUAAACCUCAAUCUGAUUUUAGACGACUUGAUAUUCAACACAUUCAUCGCCAUUUUAGUGGAUCGCUUGGCUUCAUUGAACAACUUGUAAAGGAGACUACAGACGAUGGAGAAAAGUUUUUAGGAAAUUACAAUGAUCCGAAAAGGGGGACCUUAUUGACUGACAUUGAGGAAAAUCAAUUGGUUUGGAGACAAGAACGACCGAAAUUAAUCGUCUCCUCUACCUCUUGGACAGAAGAUGAAGAUUUUUCAAUCUUGUUAAAGGCCAUUGAAUUAUAUGAAGCCAAUGCAAAACCAACUGAUCCUCGCUUAUUAUUUGUCAUCACCGGUCAUGGGCCUCAAAAGAAAUUUUAUCAAGAAAAGAUAAAAGGGAUGGCAUUGAAAAAGACCCGAAUUAUUACAGCUUGGUUGGAGACGGUAGAUUAUCCUUUAUUACUUGGAAGUGCAGAUUUAGGUGUUUCAUUACAUACAAGUUCAAGUGGUCUGGAUUUACCUAUGAAAGUAGUAGAUAUGUUUGGAUGUGGUUUACCUGUUUGUGCUAUUACAUUUCCAUGUUUGGAUGAAUUAGUUCAUGAUGGUAAAAACGGUCUUGUAUUUCAAAACAGUCAAGAUUUAUCAGAACAAUUUAUGGUAAUUUGUAUCUAUUCCUCACUACAAUACAUGAUAUAUUAACUUUAUUUUUUAAAAAGGAAUUAUUUGUCAAAAACCCUAAAAAACUGGAUGAAUUUAGAGCUAAUAUCAUUGAAGAAUAUUCAAAUAAUACAUGGCAAAGACAGUAUAAAGACCUUUUAGAAAAGUUAUUUAACCAGGAGUUUAAUUUUUAAUAAUAUCGAUUCUAUUAUUGCUGCUAAAGUAGUGAUUUGUUAUUUAAUACGCUUAUGUAGUACGACUUUUUUUUUUUCAUUUUAGUACAGAAUAAAAUUUUGUUUUAUUAUACAACUUUAUCUCCUCC
Messenger RNA from Cokeromyces recurvatus, 1690 nucleotides. RefSeq lists its product as uncharacterized. The coding region runs from base 28 to 1410 and encodes 460 amino acids. NCBI's taxonomy places the organism in Eukaryota, Fungi, Mucoromycota, Mucoromycetes, Mucorales, Mucoraceae. Gene Ontology annotation, molecular function: mannosyltransferase activity. Gene Ontology annotation, cellular component: endoplasmic reticulum. The record is from RefSeq and is a predicted model, not a curated record. The transcript is spliced from 4 exons.